ACCCGGGCUUCGGUACCGGAGAAUGGUCGAAACACAAACCCCCCUUCGCAAGACGAAACACUGGACCUGCAAGUCCUUUAGUUUUUAUUUACAUUUUCUCGUUUCUCCAGGUGUGUUAUAGUAGGAAAUUUAAAAAAAAAAAAAGAUGGCCACGUCGUCCAGCGCCAGUUUGAGCAAAGUCAUCAAGCAGCAAUACAUGGAGCUGUCUCAGGGGGAUAAAGUCCAGGCCAUGUACAUCUGGGUCGACGGGACCGGAGAGGGGCUGCGGUGUAAAACCAGGACUUUGGAUUUUGAGCCCAAAAGUGUUGAAGAACUUCCCGAAUGGAACUUUGACGGGUCCAGCACUUACCAGGCCGAAGGCUCCAACAGCGACAUGUAUCUCAUCCCUGCUGCCAUGUUCCGUGACCCCUUCCGCAAAGACCCAAACAAGCUGGUACUCUGUGAGGUGUUCAAGUACAACCGCAUGCCUGCAGAAACCAACCUGCGAGUCAGGUGCAACAAGGUCAUGAAGAUGGUAGAAGAUCAAGUUCCCUGGUUUGGGAUGGAGCAGGAGUACACCAUCCUGGGCACAGACGGACACCCCUUUGGCUGGCCAUCCAAUGGAUUCCCAGGACCUCAAGGUCCAUACUACUGUGGGGUGGGAGCAGACAAAGCAUAUGGAAGAGACAUAGUGGAGGCCCAUUAUAGAGCUUGCCUCUAUGCCGGGGUUCAAAUAUGUGGCACAAAUGCAGAAGUGAUGCCUGCCCAGUGGGAGUUCCAGGUUGGCCCGUGUGAAGGGAUCGACAUGGGUGAUCACCUGUGGGUGGCGCGGUUCAUUCUGCACCACGUUUGCGAAGACUUUGGGGUGAUCGCCUCAUUUGACCCCAAGCCGAUCCCCGGCAACUGGAACGGCGCCGGCUGCCACACAAACUUCAGCACAAAGGAGAUGAGAGAGGACGGUGGACUGAAAGCCAUUGAGGACUCCAUCGAGAAGCUGGGCAGAAGGCACCGCUAUCACAUCCGUGCCUACGACCCCAAAGGGGGGCUGGACAACGCCCGCCGCCUCACCGGCCACCACGAGACCUCCAACAUCAAUGAAUUCUCGGCGGGCGUGGCCAACCGCGGCGCCAGCAUUCGCAUCCCGCGCAACGUUGGCCAGGAGAAGAAGGGUUACUUCGAGGACCGCCGCCCGUCGGCCAACUGCGACCCGUACGGCGUCACCGAGGCGCUCAUUCGCACCUGUUUGCUGGGCGAGGAGGGCGACGAACCCGCGGAUUACUGAAUCCACAAAUCGUGGAUUGACGACCACUGCCAACCGCCACCCCACCCUCCUAAAUUCAUCUUUUCUUUUCACUUGUUUGCUAUUUUCUUUCCCCACCCCUCCCAUUGAGAUGGUUUAACCUGCAUUUAAAAGGCUUCAAGUUGACUGGUCAACUUCAAACGGUUAAUUCAUAACUUUGGUAGUCCCCCACUCUGGUCAUGGCAGGGUACCUUCCCUUCGUCGUGAGAAGGGAUUGGCUUUUGUAACAGUUUUUCUAGCCAUGUCUGUGCCGUUCCCCCAUUCCCGUCUCCCUCUCCGCUAAAUGAACUAAAGCACAUGGACACUGAAGCGUAGAGCUGCUAAGGCCGGACAGCAUGUACGGCGUAAUAAAUCUUUAGUUCAUGUCCUGCUAAUUUACUUUGUUGCUGACCUUCCUUUUCCAACUUCCCACGGUACUAACUCUUUGAUUUUUAUGAUAAAGUGUAUUUUUAAAUGGCAACGUUUGUCUUCAGAUUUCUGACACACUGGGUCACCCGUGUUGGUACGCUUUGUAGAUGUUUGUGCCGAGAUGGUGUAUGACGUUCAAAUGUGGUGAUCUGUCCAUACUGCCAUUUGUAGAUUUUCCUCAAGGAGUUUUAUCCUUUUGUUAAUGCGCCCGAUUUGGUAAAUUUGUCAAGUUUACUGAACCCGGGUUAUUUUUCUCUUGGUACAUUUAAAACUUAUUUUUUAUCACAA
Messenger RNA from Hippocampus comes (tiger tail seahorse), 1975 nucleotides. RefSeq names its product glutamate-ammonia ligase (glutamine synthase) a (gene glula). The record is from RefSeq and is a predicted model, not a curated record. Gene Ontology annotation, molecular function: glutamine synthetase activity. NCBI's taxonomy places the organism in Eukaryota, Metazoa, Chordata, Actinopteri, Syngnathiformes, Syngnathidae. The coding region runs from base 146 to 1261 and encodes 371 amino acids. Gene Ontology annotation, cellular component: cytoplasm. The transcript has 7 exons.